GGAUGAGCGAUAGGAUAAGCGCUUAAGCAUCGUAUCAUGAUCCGUAACUGCCUGUGGCCACGGGCUGACACCACUGAUGGCAGCGUGCCGGUCAGCCUACUUAGGUAGGUACCACUGAUGGCAGCGUGGGCAUUCUCGUGGACCCCAUCGAAGCUUCCUCUACGUCGUUCCCAUGAUAAUCAACGCCAACUUGAGAUCCGCAGCGGCGCAACCGGUCGAUUAAUUGACUUCCUUGAGAGUAGGGCGCAAUGCGUAUAUAAAGUGGGUCCCAGAAGACCUGUCGAUUCAGUGGACACUCUGUAGUGCUCAGUGUUGCAACGUUGCACUUAGGCAGCCAACUCGUAAGGAUACUCGGCACGCAACUUUGUUCUCCCACGUAAAUCUGCAAUGUCCACUCAAAGAGAUCUCGAACGAGCAGAGGCUGGACCUAGCUUUGAUGCUCAACGAGAUGAACAAGUCCGCGGCAAGGUUCAAAAGGAUGUGCAAACACCCACGGAAGACGAUUCGACAAUUGUGGCAGCAUGGAUGCAACGGAUCCAGACACUCACUCUUAUAACGACAUUUCUUGCUUCCAUCGAUGGAGAGCUCUUCACCCUUACCUCCGUAUCGUCGCAGGUAACAGUCAAUGCAAGCUUAGACUCUCAGGAACUCGUGUAUGCAUGUUUGACUGGUGCCCUCGUUUUUCAUGUCUGUGCUUCAAUUCUGGGAUAUAUCGCGUCUUUCCUUCUUGUUCGAUACCAGACGGUAGACACAAUACCCCCUACCGACAUACUGGGAAAACUUCCUGAUACUGGUUCACCUCACGAAAACGUUAAUGGAAAGCAACUCUUGCUUAAAGCCAUCCCUCCUUUGUAUAUCGUACAGUCCCUUCUUCAAAUACCCUCCGGGGUCCGAUUCCAAUCCAGGACGUCCACUCCACCACUGGAUCUCCUGACUCGGUGCUAUUUUACGAUUUUGGUGCUAAGUGGCGCCGGCUUUAUCUUGGCACUUCUUGGUAUCGCCACUUAUGCAUGGUUUGGACUGAAGCGGGUUGUUGGGAUAUUCACGAUAGCCUGUAUGGGUGUUAGUCUGUUGUCAGGUGUGUGGGCGAUGGUGUACUGAACCACGUGCCUUGGAUACGUGAUUAUCAUGUUGUUAACGAAAAUACGAACUCAUUCACGAUUUGUUUGAAGCUGUGCA
This is a messenger RNA of Suillus discolor, 1179 nucleotides long. RefSeq lists its product as uncharacterized. The coding region runs from base 388 to 1101 and encodes 237 amino acids. The transcript is spliced from 5 exons. The record is from RefSeq and is a predicted model, not a curated record. Lineage: Eukaryota; Fungi; Basidiomycota; Agaricomycetes; Boletales; Suillaceae.